Messenger RNA from Triticum dicoccoides, 544 nucleotides. RefSeq lists its product as uncharacterized. Lineage: Eukaryota; Viridiplantae; Streptophyta; Magnoliopsida; Poales; Poaceae. The transcript is spliced from 2 exons. The coding region runs from base 71 to 307 and encodes 78 amino acids. The record is from RefSeq and is a predicted model, not a curated record.
CGGAACUAGCAAAGAAACGCAUCGGAGUUCUGUCGACGUAGUAGCAGACUAGCAGCCUCCUACAGAGUCCAUGGCGAUGGAGAGGUUCCUGAUGACGCUCGUCUUCUGCGAGGCGCCCCUCGACGGCUGCGGCACCACCGGGGCGAUCAAGCAGCUGGUCUCCGGCGGGGCGACGAAGCCUGCGCCAAACAAGGCCGAUGCACAGAAGGAGCAGGGGUUGUCCGGCAAGUCAACGGCAGAGCGGCGUGCUGGGUUCGAGCUCGCCUUCGACGGCCUCCACUGCUUCGACACCGUCGUCAUGCACUAAUUAAGCAUGCUCUGGUCGAUUAACUACGAACCCCGGCAAGGACAGCGGGAACAUCCCCCGCGCAAACCCUGACAGUGGCGGCGAAGCUGCCCAUGCAGGGUUCACCCCUCUUACUCGAUCCACACCUCGUCAAUGAAUGCACAUAAUACUGUAAUGCAUUGUUCUCUUUUUGUCUUUCUUUGUUCUUUGUGAGGGUUUGAAAUCACUUCGAUGAAUACAUAUACCUUUUCUUUUGCA